AUGUCUGCGGUCAGUUCGAUGUCAGAGCAGGGGGAGUUGCUCUAUCGAAGGAGUACUCCUUCGGGUAUUCCAAUGAAAGGGCCCUACCUCGUCCCAAAGAUAUUAGUAGUCCAUUAUGUUUCGAAUUAUGAGAGGCGAGUCAGGAGAAAAAGCGUCAAGAUUCUUCUGAAAAUCACGAAUUUCAAGGAGGGAGUUGGAAAGAUGCUGUCUUCGCUGUCCUUGAUCCGUCCUCUCUUCUAG
This is a messenger RNA of Nannizzia gypsea CBS 118893, 240 nucleotides long. RefSeq lists its product as hypothetical. The record is from RefSeq and is a predicted model, not a curated record. Bases 1 to 240 code for a protein of 79 amino acids. The transcript has 3 exons. Lineage: Eukaryota; Fungi; Ascomycota; Eurotiomycetes; Onygenales; Arthrodermataceae.